CCAAAACAAAGUAAUCCACUGUAAAAGAAAGGCAUUCUUCAAAAACUCAUCAUUUGGUUGUAUGUGGACACAAAGUAGCAAGCAAUAGUCAGAUUUACCGUAUUCUCCGGACCCUUGUUUUUAGCUCCUGAACCCUGACAUCUGGACUGGUGCAGCCCCACGAAGACUCAUUCAGCUCGCCUCUGAAUCACCCGCUGACAAGACUACUUGUUCAGCUGAGCUUGGGGGACAAGCAUAUAUAUCUGCCCUCGUCCAUCGUUCCGGUACUAAAAGCUCAAUACAACUGAAUUUCCCGCGUUCGCUCCAUUGGCAUAAAUUAUCCCCCCGCUACCCCACCAUGGCGGACUCAACCUCAAUCCACGACGAGAUCGCGGGAAUUGAGAAGAAAAUCACAGAGCUGCAGGCACAGCUGCAAGAUGCAAGGUCGAGGUUAGAAAAGAGCCAGGUGGAAGCGUCUGCACACGAUGCGGCGGCCAAGAUGUCAGGCGAGGAGAAGAUGGCCCUCAUCAAGGUCAACCUGCAGGAGGUGCUGAAUCCAGAGAUCAUGGACGCGGCCAUAAAAGAGAGUGGGACGCUCAAGAUCUACUGGGGCACUGCGACGACAGGCAGACCGCACUGCGGAUACUUUGUCCCCAUCCUCAAGAUCGCACAAUUCCUCGCUGCAGGCUGCCACGUCAAGAUCCUGCUCGCCGACAUCCACGGCUUCCUCGACAACCUCAAGGCGCCCAUCGAGCUUGUCAAGUUCCGCGCAGAAUACUACCGCUACACCAUCACCGCAUUGCUCAAGGCCGUCAACGUCCCCAUCAACAAGCUCGAGUUCGUGCUAGGGUCGUCCUUCGAACUGACGCCAGAAUACAUGAUGGAUGUCCUGCGCCUGGCCUCCGUAACGAGUGAACGCGACGCGAAGAAGGCAGGCGCCGAAGUCGUGAAGCAGACGGAGAACGCGCCGCUGAGCGGACUUCUCUACCCGCUCAUGCAAGCCCUCGACGAGCAGUACCUCGACGUCGACGUGCAGUUCGGCGGCGUCGACCAGCGCAAGAUCUUCGCCCUGGCCAAAGACGUCCUGCCCAAGCUCGGCUACAAGGAACGCGCCCACCUGAUGAACCCCAUGGUCCCCGGUCUGCAAGGCGGCAAGAUGAGCGCCUCGGACCCCGACUCGAAGAUCGAUGUGCUUGACAACGCCGACGCCGUAAAGAAGAAGCUGAAGAAAGCCUUCGCGCCGCCCAAGCAAGUCGAAGAGAACGGCGUGCUGAGCUUCGUAGAAUACGUGCUCCUCCCCGCCGGCGUCCUCAAGCACGGCGAGCCGAAAUUCGUCGUCGAGCGCCGCGACGAGGAACCCCUCAUCUACACCAACAUCAAGCAGAUGCAAGACGACUACGUCAACGACAUCCUGAAACCUCAGGACCUCAAGCCGGCUGUCACUGCGGCGCUGAACACACUGCUCGAGCCCGUUCAGGCUGAGUUCCAGGCGAAUGAACAGUGGAGGGAGAUUGAGACCAAGGCUUACCCACCACCACCCGCGCCUCCGAAGAAGGAGAAGAAAAAGAAGGACAAGGGGUCUUACCACCCGGGACGCAAGGUCGAGGCUCAACCUGACGGGCAUGUAGAGGGAGAGGACAAGGCGAAGGUGGACAUUGGCGCUGAAGGGGGCGCGAAGACAAUUGAAGGGUUGACGCUGGAGGAGAACUGAGACUCGAACUCUAUUCUAAGAUAUCAGGAUACACAGUGAUACUCCCACAAAAGUAGAAGUCUGCUAUGGUUCGUGUGAUGCUGGGAUGUA
This is a messenger RNA of Dothidotthia symphoricarpi CBS 119687, 1780 nucleotides long. RefSeq names its product Nucleotidylyl transferase. Lineage: Eukaryota; Fungi; Ascomycota; Dothideomycetes; Pleosporales; Dothidotthiaceae. Gene Ontology annotation, biological process: tyrosyl-tRNA aminoacylation. Gene Ontology annotation, molecular function: ATP binding; tyrosine-tRNA ligase activity. Bases 338 to 1690 code for a protein of 450 amino acids. The transcript has 2 exons. The record is from RefSeq and is a predicted model, not a curated record.